Sycon ciliatum is the source of this 3582-nucleotide messenger RNA. RefSeq lists its product as uncharacterized. Bases 129 to 3173 code for a protein of 1014 amino acids. Lineage: Eukaryota; Metazoa; Porifera; Calcarea; Leucosolenida; Sycettidae. The record is from RefSeq and is a predicted model, not a curated record. The transcript has 2 exons.
ACUGUUUGAGAAAACUCAAAUGGAAACAAAACUUGCCACGACAUCUACAGACCUGCCCGGUCUACAAAUCACUUUCAACCACCUCAGCCAAAGCAGACGGCAGUAGCGGGGAUGGUCGGACGACUUCCAUGAUUGAUUCAAUGCACUUCAGCCCAUCUGUAGGUCAGACAAUGACUCCUGGAGAUGAAUUGCGAACAAUCCCGCACGAAUCCACUCCCUGUCAUAAUGAGUCUUUACUUCAUGUCCUGAAUCAACGGGACAUGGACAAGGUAGAAGUCCGGCAGUCCCUACUGCUACCGUCAGCCAAAAACACCAAGGCAUGGCACACAAUAAACGCUCAGUUGAAGAUCCAUCUCACUCAACAUUUCCCAACCUCAUACCUCAAAAACACUAACAUCGAAGAGACUCUGGACAAACUAGAGAACUUCAUUCACUGGUUUUUCGACCAGAAACCACCACCACCUCCACCAAAACACAAGAAUGCAAAUAAAAACCGUGCAGUGGAAAAACUCCGGGCUCACAGGCGUGAUUUAAAGCGCCAAUUUCGUAAGAUCAAAAACCCGGACGAAGUACCUGCAGCGCUCAGAAAUGAGUAUUUUUCAAUUGGAAAACAAAUCAAGCGUCUUUUGAAACAACAAAAGAUGUACGACGAUCGAUCCCGGAACAAGAGGGACCAGGAUGCCUUUCUCAAGGACCCAUAUGCCUUCGGAAAGAAAUUGUUUCAACCAACCAACCAUGUCAAACCCACUUUCUCUGACACUACCUGCUUUGAGUACUUCCAACACACAUAUGCAGACCAGGAUCGUGCCACUUCGUACGAAUCCUGCCCCAGUGCAGGGAAGCCCCGGGAUUGCACCCACCCAGUCGAUGAGGGGACCCCUACAUGGACUGAAUUUCAGAAUGUUUUGAAGAAGUGUCGCAACACCUCUGCACCGGGUCCUGACAAGAUACCUUACAUAGUUUGGAAGCUUUGUCCCUCCCUUCAAUCCAUUCUUUUCACCAUCUUUGGGCGGGUUUGGGAGAGCAAGAUCAUUCCAAGGCAGUGGCAGGUAGCGUGUAUCACACUCCUGGCCAAGGGGGAGGUGUCUGAUGAUCCUUCGAAAUUCCGACCGAUUGCUCUAGCGAACACGUCCGGGAAGAUCUUUUUCACCUUAGUUGCAAAGCGCCUCUUGAAACAUAUGCUAGGCAAUAAGUUCUUCGAUGGUGACAACCAGAAAGGAUUUAUGCCUGCAAAGGCUGGGUGCUUAGAGCAUACAUCACUUUGUUAUGAGGCGAUGCGUGAUGCAAAGACGGCAAAACGCCAAAUUUGCAUUGCGUGGAUAGAUUUGAAGAAUGCAUUUGGUUCAGUGCGCCACAAUCUGAUACAGUAUGCUCUAACCCACUACAGCCUUCCUUUGCAAUUCAGGAAAUUAAUUUUUUCCUACUACGACAGUCUUUGCGCUUUCGUCGUACAACCACACACACCCACCUUUAAUUACAACAUUGGUGUUUUCCAGGGGUGCCCCUUGUCCCCGGUCCUUUUCAAUAUUUGUUUCCAGCUUCUGCUGGACUCACUUGCAGCCCCUGAAUUAAGUUGCCUCUCCUAUGAUUUUAAAUCUGCCCCUUUGCAAGUGUCCCAAACAGCUUUUGCUGAUGACUUAGGCCUCUAUAGCAAAUCUAGUGCAGGUUGUCAAAAACUCAUUGCGGUCACGGAGGACUUUCUCUCGUGGACCCAAUGUAUGCAGGCGGCGCCGCACAAAUGCAAAAGCAGUGCAGCAAAGCUUGUAGAUGGCCGGUACAAACCUUACGAUCCCUGCCUGACAAUGUCAGGGAGGAAGAUCGCUUUCAUUGACAUCACACAAGGUUUUGUACGUGAACUGCACUUUAUGUGUUUACCAUUUCUGAAGAAAUGGUCAGGCCUACCUCGAUGCGCAAACUCUGCCAUUCUUUUUAUUGGCAGUCGCAAACGCUUUGGCUUACGCCUCCACUACCUUCCUACGGUGUGGAAAAAGUGCCAGUCCAUCAAAUGGCACAUUCUUCGAUCGAGUGGGGACGCGCGCAUGAGGGCGCUGUACACUCUGCGUCGGAGUAAGGAUGCGAAGCUGACAAAGCGAUAUGCGGCGACAAUAGAGCUGGAGUGUGCAGAGGCAUCAGUAGGUUCAGGGACUCUCCGUCCACCGUCAUCUUCAAGUCAUCGUGCAGGGUUGGGUGCUCGUGCUCCGAAGCAGCAUUCCAAACCCCCGAGGAAGGAUCUCCUUCAAACAUUUGAGGAGAUCAACGCGCAGGAGCAGAUUUUGAGGCUGAAGACUCUUCAGGUGCAAGGCAAGUGGUUGGAGUGGACAUCGGUGAUGUGGCAGGACCUCUCGUGGAAAUCCCUUUUGUACGGUGGUACUGGUAAGGAUUUGAAAUUUCUUCUCGCAUCAACCCUCGACGUGCUACCUUCUCCGACGAACCUACGCCGUUGGGGAAACACCGUAGUGGAUCCGUACUGUAGUUUGUGCCGUACCUGGGCCUGUACUACGCGCCACGUGCUUGGCGCUUGUCGCGUAGCGCUGGACCAGGGACGUUACACCUGGAGGCACGACAACGUACUCGGGGUCAUCGUCAGGAACAUGCGUGAGGAGAUUCGAAUCCGCACUGCUGCAAACACCGUACAAACCGAAAAUUCAAAUGAGCUUGACUUCAUCUCGUUUUGCAAGGCGGGAGAGAAGCCAGUUCGCGUUCAGCCCAGACGAAAGUUGGUUACGACUGAUCUCCUGUCAGCGGCCUCAGACUGGAAACUUCUUGUCGACUCAGUUAGUGCAAAGAUUUCUUUCCCUAGCUGUGUUGCACUUACCACCCUAAGACCAGAUAUAGUUCUGUACUCUACGAGUCGUAGGAUUGUAUUCUGGAUGGAGUUGACAGUUUGUGCUGAGGACAGAUUCAGUGUCAGUAACUCGCGGAAGGACAGGCGGUAUGCGGAUCUGGCCGAUCAAUGCCGAGCAAACGGGUGGCAGGUCGUUUCUUUUUCGGUUGAGGUAGGUGUGCGUGGUUUCAUCCCGGACUCUCUUCGGAGGGCUCUGAAAGCGCUUGGAUUUUCUAAUCGAAGAAUAAAAUUUAUUUGUAAUUUGUGCAGUAAGACGUCUCUGCGAAGCAGCUACAUCAUCUGGUUGCGGCGUCAACAAAAACACUGGUCGGAAGAUCCACUUUUCUGAGGUACUGUAUGUGGGGCUCCGUUUAUUGAGGUGCGUUGAAAUUUAUUCUCUUUAUCUUAUUAUUUCUUUUCUAUAAUUUCCCCAUAUGAGUUCCUAUCAGUUGCUGUGAACACCUUGAGUGGAGAGCGCUUGCUCGAGCGUUGAACCGGGUUCUUAAUCCACCAUACCCAGUUCGCAAGGCUGGGCGGGGUUGUGAGCAGGCUUUCAUUUCAUCUUUUCUUAUUAUUUCUUAUUAUUUCUGCUUUUCAUCUCAUUACAAAAAUUCUGCGCUUUUUCUCCAUCUGCGCAUAAAAUCUAGACUGACAACCUGCUUGUUAAAUCAUGCACCUGCUUUCAGGCGUAAAAACCCUGUUGUAGAGGUCUCAGUCCUCAUUUGUUAGACUUACCUGUCUUUAUAAAUGUAACUUAC